CAUGUCCGAAUCCUGGAGGUCGCGUUGAAGAAAGAGAGGGAGAAAUCGAGCAAGCUGGCUGCAGGGGAGAAGAUCGAACCCAGUGUCGACCCCAAAGAAGUUGCUAAGAAGAGUCUCAAGGCUCUGGAAAAGAGUAUAAAACUUGAUCCUUCCACGUUCGCUGUUUGAUUGCUUUUCUAAUGCGCGUUUACAUAUAGAACAACCGAAACCAUCCUCCGGUCUUGAUAAUUACGCCGACGAUGAGGAAUCCAACAGCCCUGACGCCCAACACGAAAACGAACGGGACAAAUCUAGGCUCUACCUUGGGAAAUGCACGCAAGAAGUUGCUUACCAUGUCAUCCCCGGAUCUCAUCCACCCCCGGAAAUAAACGAACAGGACCUGUUGAAUCAUGACUACCAACAACAUCAUAUGCAACGGCAACCAUUGGACAGUGGUUAUAUUCAGGAGCACCAACGGCAGCAGCAACAAUCUGUGCCACAGCAAAAGCAACAAUUAGUCCCAGCACAGCCUCAAUUGAAUCAUGUGAGCAUGGUUCGAGAACCAGAAGGCUCCCAAAUGAUGAUGCCAACGUAUAACGAAAACGGUGCCCAGGGUUCGGCUCAACGGGAGUUCCUUGAUAGGAGGCCCCAGGAGCCGCAACGAGCAAACGAAACCACGCAGGAAGAGCGCAACUCCAACUAUGAAUUCCCUCCCAAGACCGAAGAACCCUCACAAACUGAGAGCAAGUCUCCAGAAGCAUUUUCAGGAAAGGAAGAUUUUGGGAAGCCACCAACAACUAAUGAUAUCAUCGUUGAUGAAGCCGAUGGUUGGAAUUUCGAUGAAGCGCCCUCGACCGAGCCCACCCCGGCUCCUGUUACUCGCCGCCCCGACACAGAUGCUUUCCCCAGUGCAAAUUUCAUUCCUCCAAAGUCUCCCACCCGUGGACGUGGAUCCAGGAGAAAAAGUUCUGGAGGGAGAAGACGAAGUGAUGGCAACCCUGACGUCCGUGAGCUUUCUGGAUCUGCUGGUCCAAAGGCAGAUACAACUAACUUCAAAGUACGGUUUGCUUUACGCGGACACUUGGAUGUAGUUCGAUCCGUGAUAUUUACCGGCGGUGGAAGUCCCUCCGAGCCUGAAAUCUGCACCUGUGGUGACGAUGGAACUGUCAAGCGAUGGAUAAUACCCGCAACAUACGGCGUCUUCGGCUCCAAUGUUGCGGCUCCAGGGUCAGAUCUUGAUGUUACGAGCUACUUUACUCACCGUGGGCACAACGGCUCUGUCGCUACACUUGCUGCCUGUCCGCCAUCUCAAAACUUCUCCAGCGGUGGUCGUGCUACUGGCGAUGGCUGGGUGUUCUCUGGUGGACAAGAUGGGUGUGUUAAGGUCUGGGAGCGAGGCAGAGUCGACCCCAAGGCUACCUUAGAUGGCCAUAAAGAUGCCGUCUGGACUGUUUGCGUUCUUCCAGGCACGUCAAAGUCAGUAUUCGGUGAUCAGUGCAACGCCAAUGGUGGCCCUGACCGUGUGCUUCUUGCUUCUGGAGCUGCCGAUGGCAGGAUAUUGAUAUGGGCUAUAAGCGCGCCGCCCCAACUCUCUUCACCCCAGACUAGCUCUAGAAGAAGCGCUGGUGGGAGCAGGCGUGCUAACUCCAUUUCCUCAGGCUCCAAUUUCCCUACUUCUCCUCAACCCAGCACUGCCAGUUCGACUGCAUUCAACUACACACUGGUCCAUCAGAUUGUGAGAAACGAUAUUGCCCCUACCUGUAUCAGCCCAUUGUCAUUGGCGGGAGUCAACUUUGUUGUUUCCUACGCAGAUGCUUCUAUUCUAGUCUAUGAUACCCGGACGGGAGAGGAGAUUGUGGGUAUGGCAAGCCUUGAGACGUAUGACGGCACUCGAGCCACUGGUGUCAAUGCCGUUGUUGCUAGCACCAUUGGUUUCGACGGUACAGCUAGCCUGGACCCUAACCGAGCCAUUUCGGAAGAAGAGUCUGUUGUCCAUGGCGCUACGGGCACAAGCGGUGGUGUCGAAGGUGUUGUCAUCAGUGGUUACGAAGACCGUUAUAUCAGAUUUUUCGACGCUAACAGCGGUCAAUGCACAUACACAAUGUUAGCGCAUCCAGCAGCAAUCUCCUCUCUUUCGCGGUCGCCAGAUGGACGAGAGCUUGUCUCUGCUGGUCAUGACGCAAGUUUACGAUUUUGGUCCCUAGAAAAACGAAGUUGCACGCAAGAAAUCACGAGCCAUAGACUAAUGCGAGGCGAGGGUGUCUGUUCGGUCGUCUGGAGUCAAGACGGAAGAUGGGUUGCUAGCGGUGGCGGUGACGGCGUCGUCAAGGUAUUUUCAAGAUAAAUAUCAACAUCACCGCCGCGACGUGAAGAUUACUCCGAACGAAAAAGGCCCCCGCCCACCAUGAUAUACAUUUGUCUUUCAUCUACCCUCUAUCCCUAUAAUGAGACUUCUGAAUUCCUUUGAGUGGGCAUAUUCGACUUGGGUUUCUCCUUUGCAAACCUGCGAAGGUAGUCUUCUUGUUCUGAUGAUACCCCUUCAUUUGCUCACAAUCCUUCUUUACACUAUUAUUAUUAUAAGAUAUGGGCGUUUGUAUUCAUCCAUGCGCUGAAUCUCUUCUUGAGCCAUGUUUAUCCCACGGCUUGGAGGAUACGAUUUGUCGCCUCCCUUUUCUCCUUUAAGAUACGUACUUAAUGCUUUUCCUUUCCAUUUUUUUUUUUUUU
This is a messenger RNA of Trichophyton rubrum CBS 118892, 2703 nucleotides long. RefSeq lists its product as uncharacterized. The record is from RefSeq and is a predicted model, not a curated record. The transcript is spliced from 2 exons. The coding region runs from base 410 to 2323 and encodes 637 amino acids. Gene Ontology annotation, molecular function: protein binding. Lineage: Eukaryota; Fungi; Ascomycota; Eurotiomycetes; Onygenales; Arthrodermataceae.